Psammomys obesus (fat sand rat) is the source of this 1832-nucleotide messenger RNA. It is a transcript of the gene Ca3, whose product is annotated as carbonic anhydrase 3. Gene Ontology annotation, molecular function: zinc ion binding; carbonate dehydratase activity. The transcript has 8 exons. Gene Ontology annotation, cellular component: cytoplasm. The coding region runs from base 321 to 1103 and encodes 260 amino acids. The record is from RefSeq and is a predicted model, not a curated record. NCBI's taxonomy places the organism in Eukaryota, Metazoa, Chordata, Mammalia, Rodentia, Muridae.
UGGACAAACUACUCUAGGCUGGAUAUGAAGCCCAGGGCGUUCUGCCUCAGAGGCUCAUAAACUUAAGGAUAUCGGGACUGGAGAGCAUGCAGUCCCAGCCUCCUCCUCAUCUCUGUCCUCAGGAUUUUACACUUUUUUCUGCAGGAGAAUCAUGCAAGAUCAGAGGAUCACAGAGUUCUUUCCUGCCACCCUAACCGGAUUCUUGCAGUGAAAGGAACCGUAGCGCCCAGUGACUGCAGCGGGUCCUACAGUCCGAGGAAAACGGGAGCAAGAAAAGGCAGGAGCUGUCCAGCGCUGAGAAACACGAAGGGAAGGUGACCAUGGCUAAGGAGUGGGGCUAUGCCAGUCACAAUGGUCCUGAGCACUGGCACGAACUUUAUCCAAAUGCCAAGGGGGACAACCAGUCACCCAUUGAACUGCACACUAAAGACAUCAGGCAUGACCCCUCUCUGCAGCCCUGGUCAGCAUCUUAUGAUCCUGGCUCUGCUAAGACCAUCCUGAACAAUGGGAAGACCUGCAGAGUUGUGUUUGAUGACACUUAUGACAGGUCUAUGCUGAGAGGUGGUCCUCUCCCUGGACCCUACCGACUCCGCCAGUUCCAUCUUCACUGGGGCUCCUCAGAUGACCAUGGCUCUGAGCACACAGUGGACGGAGUGAAGUAUGCUGCUGAGCUUCACCUGGUUCACUGGAAUCCAAAGUAUAACACCUUCGGAGAAGCACUGAAGCAGCCUGAUGGAAUUGCUGUUGUUGGCAUUUUUCUGAAGAUAGGACGGGAGAAAGGCGAGUUCCAAAUUUUCCUUGAUGCCCUGGACAAAAUUAAGACUAAGGGCAAAGAGGCUCCUUUCACGCACUUCGACCCAUCAUGCUUGUUCCCUGCUUGCCGCGACUACUGGACCUACCAUGGCUCCUUUACCACGCCGCCCUGUGAAGAGUGCAUCGUGUGGCUGCUGCUGAAGGAGCCCAUGACCGUGAGCUCAGACCAGAUGGCCAAGCUGCGCAGCCUCUUUGCCAGCGCAGAGAACGAGCCCCCGGUGCCUCUGGUGGGGAAUUGGCGCCCUCCGCAGCCGAUCAAGGGCAGGGUGGUGAAGGCCUCCUUCAAGUGAGGCUCUGGGCUUGCCCUCUUCAGGAAAGGAACCUGCCCCUGAAGAGCCAGCUUGCCUCAUCCUGGUGCUCCCUGCUUUUCUACACCUAUAGGAAAAAGAGACGCAGUCACGUGAAAGCACAGUGCCUUUUGACAGGUUCUAACCCAGACGCAUGCAUUUCACACCUAACCUUUGUAAUAACCACCUUUUCUAUAAACGUAGUGUUCCUAGUAUGGAUUCAGUGAAGAAGAAAUAGAUGGAAAAAACAGAGACACAGAGCAGCGUGUUGUCGAGCAUAUUAAGUUUCUCAGAACCUCAGCAUUCCCGUUUUCCUGCUGAGUGCUGAUACUACGGAAAGGAUGGCUUAUGCUAUGUCUGUGGGUAGGGAGGUGUGUGCCAGUCCCACCACAGUUAAAGCGAAAGCACACGUUAAGAACAUUGUGAACUUCAAAAACUGAAUUGAAAAUGUGUUUUUACCUCGGAUAAUACCAGCAAAACGCCAUCACUCAUUAAAAUUUUUGCCUACUACCAAGUUCUUCUGAUUUUAGUUAUCUGUAAAACAUACACCCACAAGACCAGGUGUUUUAAAAUUUUUGCUCCAGCAUUUAAAUGUCUUCUUCAUAACGAUGAUUUUCUUUGCCCAAAGCAGGGUCAUUUGUUUUUUGUUUUUUUUAUUUCACUACUUUUAUCUUUGCAUGCCUAUUGAAAACAAAAUAAACCAAACAAAAACAAAAACAAAAGAAAACCUUA